AUGCUGAGAAACUAUGGCAAAUACUUUGACAAGAUACCUACAACAAGGCCUAAAUCUCCGAAGCUUGGUCGGAAAAAGAGUUCACCAACUGCCAAUUCUGAAGAAAAUGGUGGUUCCAAUGCUAUCCUAGGUAGGCUAAGCUUGGAUGAGAAAGUGUCACAAAAUAACCUUACCAAAGGACCUCUGGCCCAUGUCAAGAAUUCUUCACGAAAAUCUCUUCCUCAGUUGCCGUCUGAGAAAACUACCUUAUCUAAUGAAAAGAGACAUGUUUUAUCUCAUAAGACAAUUGUAUCCAAGGAAACAAGUGAAUUAAAGUCUCAGCUGAGCAACUUAUCCCGGGAAAUGAGCAAAGAUGAAUCUAAUACACAAAAACACGAGGCAGAAGUCGAACCAAUCAAGAACGAACCUGUCAAAGAUGGCGAAACUGUUGUUGAAGCUCAAGCACAGACAAACCCCGUGGUGCAGGAAUCUAUUGAAGUCUGA
Molecule: messenger RNA, 483 nt
Organism: Fraxinus pennsylvanica
Lineage: Eukaryota; Viridiplantae; Streptophyta; Magnoliopsida; Lamiales; Oleaceae
Source: the annotation of a GenBank genome assembly